UGGGCUGUCCCCAAGGUGUCCCCACCCCGUCCUGAGGGUGCCAGGGCUCCUCUUUGGGGUCCUGGGCUGUCCCCAAGGUGUCCCCACCCCGCUGAGCUCCUUUUCCUUCCAGAUGGGGAAGGGGCCGAGGGCGGAGCUCGAACCCGCGACGGUUUCUCCAGCAGCAGCGGCUCCAUCUCGGAUCAGGAGCUGCUGGAGCUCUCGGAGCAGCUUUACCAGGCCGAUCACAACAAAGCCCGGCCCGGUGACAUCGCCAUCAACCCCCAGCACCGCGCGGGCCCCGACGAGACCGGCGACSGCCAGGACCGCUCCCCGCAGCCGCUCUACAAAUACGUGAACGAGGAGCUCUUCUCCAAACCCACCUACGCCAGCUUCAUUAAGCUGCUGGAUAAUUACCAGAGGGCCACGGGCACGGAGGAGGAGGUGACGGCCGAGGAGCUGCGCGAGCAGGAGCGGUUCCUCCAGGAGGUGAUGAAAACAGAGCUGAUGCAGAAACUCUCGGCUU
Molecule: messenger RNA, 505 nt
Organism: Malurus melanocephalus (red-backed fairy wren)
Lineage: Eukaryota; Metazoa; Chordata; Aves; Passeriformes; Maluridae
Product: uridylate-specific endoribonuclease-like
Exons: 3
Molecular function (GO): RNA endonuclease activity
Source: RefSeq, a predicted model, not a curated record